This is a messenger RNA of Pungitius pungitius (ninespine stickleback), 1924 nucleotides long. RefSeq names its product zinc finger DHHC-type containing 24 (gene zdhhc24). Gene Ontology annotation, molecular function: palmitoyltransferase activity. Bases 157 to 1032 code for a protein of 291 amino acids. The transcript is spliced from 4 exons. NCBI's taxonomy places the organism in Eukaryota, Metazoa, Chordata, Actinopteri, Perciformes, Gasterosteidae. The record is from RefSeq and is a predicted model, not a curated record.
GCAUUACGGAUGUAUUUCCACGUAACACCCCGUUCGACUAGAAACUCGAUUCCGUCCAGUUAAAGAGAUCGCGCUAGCCGACGGUUUCCAGGGUGCGUCUUUCAAAUCAGUCCCUCCACUGAGCUCACGGCGCGGAGAGGCAGACCGACAGGAAACAUGACGAGUUUCGCCAGUCAAGUGUUCGCCCGGGUCGACAGGUUUUGUCGCCCCCUCCCCGUGGUCCUCAACACCUUCUUGGUCUUCUCCAUCACCGGGGAGGUGAGCUACCUGGUGCUACUCGAGGCUCCGCUGGAGGCGGACCAGCAGAAGACCGUGUGGUCCGCCUGGUGGAAAGCGGUCCACCUGCUGGCUCAGUACUUCAUGCUGGGAAACAUCUGCUGGAACGCGCUGCUCUUCGUGAGAACCAGCCCCAGCAUCAAAGGGGUGUUCCUCGGGGGAGAGGGCAUGGGCCAGGGGUGGAGGUACUGCUAUACGUGCGAGACACACACUCCUCCCCGGUGCUCCCACUGCUACGACUGCAAAGUGUGUGUGCUGCGGAGGGAUCACCACUGCGUCUUUUUUGGCCAGUGUGUCGGCUUCCGUAACUACCGUUACUUCCUCAGCUGCUUGUUCUUCAUGUGGUCUGGACUGCUGUACGCCACUCUGAUGAAUGCAGAGGUCUUCAUUGUCAUAUUGAAGGAGGGUGUGACAAUGCACAGCGUCCUGUUGAUGCUCAUUCCCUGGAUCAUGCUUGUUUCAGGUCAAGUCUCAGCACGGGCCUUUGCCUUCGCCUUCAUUGCCGACACGUGCGUUGUAGGCUUCCUGCUGGUGUCCGCCUUCUUCUUCUUCCACCUCGUCCUGAUGUUUCGGGGACAGACCACAAGGGAGUGGUACUCGACCCGCCGACCCUACAGCCUCGGCCUCCUGGGCAACCUGCGUCACACCUUGGGCCUUCGCUGGUACCUGUGCUGGCUCUGCCCGCUCAUCCCCUCCCCUCUCCCUGGAGAUGGUAUAAGCUUCCAGGUCACAGGACUGCUAGAGCCCGCCCGGUAACAGGUGAAACACGCCGUGUGUCUUUGCUUAAUUGGUGAUGGUUCAUGUUAUCGGGAGCAGCAGGGAAGAAACGCCUUAGUUCAAGGAGAGGCCGCUUGGGAUGGGUUGAUGCAAUAACAGUGUGUGUAGGUGUUGUGAUGUUACCGGGUGUAACUGUCUACCGGCCUUUCACCUGUGCGGAGUCAAGGACAUGAUGGCUCCAGUGUGGAAGGUUCACUGACCUUGAUUUUAAGGUCAUCCAUACGCUCAUUGAGACUCGCCUCAGAAUAUUAACACAGAAAUUAGCAUUGUUCAUUUGGAACAAUUGGCACUGAAAGAAGAAUGUAUUUUAUUGAUUGUGAAAAAUGAUUCUUUCAUAUCCUUGUUUACAAGCACUCCAAAAUACCGGUAGUCACUUAAAUUGUCCUUUCUAUUGUUUAUUUUGUUUGUCUCGCACUGUUUCUGAAUAUUCAUAGGACUAUAAAUCUGCCAUUAUUCAUCAGCUGCUAGGGUCAUGCUGUUCUUCUGCUAUCCACUUUCCACCUCAGCUCCUGGUUAUGUUAUUCCAUUGGGCCUUUUAAUACAUUGUGUAAAAUGUAUGGCCUUUCCCCAUGUUUCGUGUUGUGCACCAAUCUGUAAGAUACUACUACAAACCACAGUACAACGGCAUAUGGAGUCAUUUUCUGAUCCAGCAACCGCUGUGUCCCAAUUCACCACUUCAAAACUUCAAACUUACUUUGAUUUAGUAUUUGGUGUUAAUUUGGGACACAAAUAGCAUGACUCAUCACACUUGAUGCCAACUGAACUUUUGUUACCUCAGAGAUUUACUCAAUUCUGCUGGCCUUAAAAUGUAGUGUAAUGAAAGGAUUUGUUUUGACUUUAUAUCCAAAAAUAUUUUGUGCAAUUAUUUGUC